UUGACAGCAUGUAUUUAAUCAAAUUUUAAAAAUAAAGAAUAAAUAAAAGCUAGAAGAGUGCACAGACAAGCUAAUAAAAAAUUGAUUAAACCCAAUGAAAUUUAAAAUCGAGUGGUUGACAGCAUGUAUUUAGUGAUUGACAGAAUGCAAGUUGUCAAUCAUCUUCAAAGAGACCAGAAGACUCUAGAGUUCAAAGGAGAAAAGAAAACUGCAGAAACAACAGCUGAGAAAAACGCAGAGAAAGAGAAAAUGCAGAACCAGCAGUCGGCAAAAACGCGGAGAGAGAAGGCGAGCGAGACUAUAAAGAAGAGUAAGAACAAAUAGUGGCGUGCGAUCUCAAUGUCUGAGGUUGAAGCUUCAUCAAUGGCUGAGCCUCAAAAUGUGGAUGCUGGAAAAGAUGACGGAAAAGCAUUUUUGAGCAAUCCCGAAGUCACAGAAUAUUUUUGUCAGUUGUGCAUGGACAGAGUCCAAAAAAACGAAAUGAUGGACAUACCGGAGGGGUUAUUUUAUGUUACAAAUGAAUUAAAUAAGAAAUAUCAAUCGAGCCUUACGGUCCAGGAUAUUAUUGAUAAAUAUUGGGAACUCCUUUCUAAUUGGAAAAUCUGGAUAGAAUUGAUCAAGGAUGAGGAGUUGGUCGCUCUAGAUUGGGUUAAUGGUAAAAUUACUAUGGCAGACAACCCAUGGUGGGAAAGAAAGUUAAAAGAGUUCCCUAAGGCGGCUUUUAUACGUGAAGUAGGUCUGCCAAAUGUAAGUAUUUUAGACAUCAUAUUCGGAAGCUGUUCAACGGUUGUACCGAAGGGCUUAGGAUUAGAGGCGUCAAGGGUUUCUCUUGAGGACUCGUACUCGGAGGCUAGUACUGCGGGUUCAGACAGGGUUGAGCUGAUGAAGAAAGUAAAAAGAAGGUUAGCCAAAAUUCCUGAAUUGAAGUCAGAUGAGGCCCUCGCUAUGUUCUGUAAAGAACUGUUUGUUGAUAUAUCUAAAAGUGCCAUGUUUUGUGCAAUCCAACCGAACCAGCGGUUGGAUUGGCUCCAAGAUGAAUUCAAAGCGUUUAACAAGAGGCAGCAGGAGAGUCAAAGUCCAAGCAGCAGCCCAAGCUCUUCAAUUUAAUGUGAAAUAUUACCAUGUUCCUCCAAAACUUCAAGAACAAAUACUCUUUAAUGUAACUCGUGUCAGUUUGAUGAAACCUUUUGGACCUCAUCAAGUCUGGUGUAGAUGAGUUCAAUGAUGUUGCAUGGGAUGCAAAGAGGUAAGUUGUGAGAUUUUUGUAGCUUAAUUGUUUGGUGCUUUUUUGUGUGUCUAUGGCAUUCAGGGUUCAAAUCCCAACUUUCCGUUGUAACAAUCAAAUUAUCAAAAAAAAGAAAAACUUGGGUGUUGAUGAAUUCCAAUACUGUUGCGUGGAAUGCAAGAACGUAAGUUUUGAGGUU
Messenger RNA from Quercus robur (English oak), 1424 nucleotides. RefSeq lists its product as uncharacterized. The record is from RefSeq and is a predicted model, not a curated record. Lineage: Eukaryota; Viridiplantae; Streptophyta; Magnoliopsida; Fagales; Fagaceae. The coding region runs from base 340 to 1107 and encodes 255 amino acids. The transcript has 3 exons.